Molecule: messenger RNA, 2771 nt
Organism: Seminavis robusta
Lineage: Eukaryota; Bacillariophyta; Bacillariophyceae; Naviculales; Naviculaceae
Source: the annotation of a GenBank genome assembly
GAAUGAAAGAAGCACAAAAGUGUGGAUAUCAAUCACCAUCAUGUCUAGCUGUACAUGGCUGAUCUGCCUUCCUGUUUGGCUUUCAUCUUUGCUAAUUCUAAUUGUGGCAGUGGACGCAGCAACAUCCCUAGGCGACGAAAUUGCCGAGAUUCAAAGUGAGACUCGUGUUGUGGGAUUGGCAGGUUGGAGUGUUGCCGGGAAUGGAUCUUUGUGUUCCUAUGGGGCUGCUGGAGAAAGAAUUCUGGGGUCCAAGGAGAAACUCAAAGUAAGAGGGGAUAUGCGCUUUCAUGUUGGUUCCGUCACCAAGAGCAUGACAUCUACCUUGCUGGCAAUUCUUAUCGAAGAUGGAAUGAUUGAGUCAUGGGGAUCGAAACUCGGUCAUCUGAUUCCCUCCGAGGCUUCAGGAACUCCGUACGAGGAUGUCACUCUGAGACAACUCGUAAGCCAUCAAGCAGGAAUCCCCAGGGAUGUUCCACUCUUGAGUUGUUUCCUCUACGCCAUCAACCCAAGCAAGGAUCCCCGAAAAGACAGAACAAAAACAACCAAGAAUGCAUUGAAAUCGACCCCUGUCAAUGCACCGGGAACAGAAUGGUCCUAUUCCAAUUGGGGAUACAUUAUUGCUGGACACAUUGUGGAGGAAGUCACUGGAAUGACGUGGGAGGCUGCGUUGGCAUCAUUUCUUUUUGAACCGCUUGGUAUCCGAUUGGAUCCUGACCCAAUAUCCAAAAUGACAGGAGCCCCCAACAGCAACGACGAUCCCUGGGGGCAUUAUCAGUACUUUGGUGUUCUCAGUACCGUACCUUGCAACCCCGACCAACCAUUGUAUCCCUUUUAUCCCUUUACUGCAUGUGACAAUCCAACUGUUUAUUCUGCCCCUGGAAGAUUUUCAGGCCCUCAAGCAGCUAUGGCCCGAUAUCUGGCGUUUCAUUUGAGCUGUCACAGGGGAGAACACUCCGGGCUACUGCUUUCACAAGCAUCCUGCCAAACUCUUCACUCACCUGCCAAUGCUUCUGUUGCUGAUUACUAUGGAUACGGGUGGUUCAUUAAUAACGAUCGAGGUGAAGUGGUCUAUCAUGGUGGCUCCAACACAAUAAACUUCUACAGAGUCUGGCUUGAUUUGGAUGGGAACCGUGCCUAUGCAGCCAUGACCAAUCAAGCACCCACUGAGUCAGCCGCUGUUGCUCUCAACCAAACAGUGGAAACGAUGAUAGCAUUGGGAGAAAAUCAGGAAGACUGCUCUGCCCGUAUCCCGUCCUCUGUGUACAUUGUACACUAAACAGCACAAUUAAUUAUUGUGGAUUUGGCUAUCUCUGUACUUGACGUCGCCGUGACGCAGCCCCAGUUGAGACGCAUGUGGCCGCACUUAUCAACAGGCGAAGUGAUGCUGUGUUCGCUGACCCGAAACGGCGGCUUUUAUCAACAGGCGAAGAGAUGCUGUUUCACUGACCCGAAACGGCGGCUUCUGUUCGUGUGCUUUAGCCAGGUUCUUGAUGGCACGGAAUUACCGUUUGAGACAACGACAUGUUGAGCAAUAUCUGGACAACUUACAAAGCAGUCCUCGAUCGUGGCAGCACGUGAGCUCAGUGGAACUUGAUGAAGUCCCAAUGCUUCCCGCCGCCUUUUGGAGAACUGUACGGUUUAGUUCAUGGACGGUCCCACGAAGUAACAAUCUAGUACCAGGUUGAAAGGAACAAUCGUACUGGGCUAUGUAGGUGAGUUAUUGAUGCAGCAUCCCCUCUGCUGCUGGCUAGCACAAGCAAUCACAUCCACAGAGGUUGGGUGUGCACUCAAAUGUCAAAGAACAGUUGCGAGGUGUGGGCCACCACCAAAAUUCAAAGGAGCAGGUUGGAUCUUGCAGGAAGCAAAGCUCCUCUGGAAUCUCCCCCAACAAGCCAGGAGACUUGUCCAUCUCAAUAAUGCUCAGGUUAAAGUUGGUAGCCAAGUUUGCAAGUUCGAAGGUUGGUAAAGACCCGGUCAGCAAUGGCAGGUGAGAGAGAUCGAGCUCUACUAGAUCAGGGAGAGAGUGGCUGCCAUUGAGCUGGGUGGGUAUUCCUUGACCAGAGAAGAGAUUGUCCCCUAAUUGAAGCACCACAAGCUUGGUCCAAGAGGUCCAAAUCUCUGAUGGGAUUGUUCCUGUGAGCAUGUUGUGCUGAACAUUGAAUUCAUCCAUGUUGGCCAAUCCUGGAGCCAGCAACUCAUUUGGUAGUGAUCCUGUGAGUUGAUUGCAGCAAACCUUGAAGGUUAAGAUAACAGUUGCUCCAAGCUCAGAGGGAAUUCUUCCAGUCAGCUUGUUUCCAGCCAGUUCCACCAGAUAUAAUCGUGUCAGCAGCCCAAGCUCACCUUUUAGAAAGCAGCAAAAAAAAAGAGUUAGUUGUAUCUUUCACAAAAACCACUGUUGCGUUGCUUGUGUGUCACACUUACUUGGAAUUUGACCUGUCAAUGCAUUCUUCCUUAGGCCAAUCUCUAGCAAGGAUGUCAUUUGGAACAACUGUGUUGGGAGAAUUUCCAUGAUGUUGCCAUGAAUUUCGUUUUCAUACAAGUGCAAAUAGAGGAGUCCAGUCAACAUGGAAAUUUCAGGUGGAAUAUGGAUGGGUUGAAUGGCUGACAAUGACAAGUCCACAUUGCCCAGUGCCAAAUCCACAAAUUCACCUGUACUGGAACAAGAAUCCAUGCUGGUGAAUUCAGUUAUUCCCUGCUGGAAACUGCCAUCAUCAGUAAAGGUACCAUAAUUAUUGGAGAACCAGUUGCAUUCAUGUCUUUGAUCAUCCAAC